Funneliformis mosseae is the source of this 405-nucleotide messenger RNA. NCBI's taxonomy places the organism in Eukaryota, Fungi, Glomeromycota, Glomeromycetes, Glomerales, Glomeraceae. The record is from the annotation of a GenBank genome assembly.
AUGUCUAAACGAGAACUUACUAAAGCAGAAAUAGAGAAACUCAUCGAAUUAUCAAUUAAAGCCAAAGAUAAAGCCUAUUGUCCUUAUUCGAAAUUCCAUGUUGGUGCUGCACUUCUUGAUGAGAAUGGGAAUUGGUAUACCGGCGUCAAUGUUGAGAAUGCUUCUUAUGGUAGCACAAUAUGCGCAGAACGCACCGCAUUUGUGAAAGCAAUAAGCGAAGGUCAACGAAAAUUCGUUGCUAUCGGCGUAUCCACGGAUGCCAGCGAAUACACAAGACCGUGCGGAAUUUGUCGACAAUUUAUGAUUGAAUUUGGUGAACAUCUUCAAAUUUUCCUAAUUAAGCCUGAUAGAUCUUAUCUAAAGGUUAUACUUAAAGAUUUGUUACCAGAUCAUUUUAAACUUUGA